AUGCACCCAUUGACCUACGACCCUUGGCCUUUCAACGUCGGCAACCCCCACGCAACCAGUCACCCCACAAUCAAAACGGAAGUCCCUACACCUUCAUCCGUCAACGGCGCCUCUAGUUGGUGGGAUAUGCACACUGGAACCAGUUCCUGGCUCACCGACGCGGCAACCAGUUCAGCUGCUGGCGCUCUGAGAUCCCAGAUUUCCCCUACGUAUCCAACCUCGGACUUCUCCCUAACCCACGCCUUGGGAUCUAACGCUGCCACAAACGCUCUGCUGUCAUCCGGUCAACAUUUGCUCCAGGACACUUACAGUACCUACAAAUCCAUGUUGACGUCACAGUCAGAUCUUAGCGCCGCAGCAUCUAUGUCUCCUUUUUUGGCGGCAACACGAUCCGGGAUGACGGGACUUCCAAGUGCCCGCACACAAAGGCGGUACACUGGACGCUCUAACUGCGACUGCCCGAACUGCCAGGAGGCUGAUAGACUGGGACCAGCUGGGGAGCACUUGCGCAAGCGCAACAUCCACAGUUGCCAUAUUCCAGGUUGUGGUAAAGUCUACAACAAGACGUCCCAUCUUAAAGCUCACUUACGUUGGCAUACAGGGGAAAGACCUUUCGUAUGCAACUGGCUGUUCUGCGGGAAGCGAUUUACCCGGUCUGACGAGCUGCAGAGGCAUCUUCGCACUCACAGCGGGGAAAAACGUUUUGCAUGUCCAGUCUGCAACAAGAGGUUCAUGAGAAGUGACCACCUCAGCAAGCAUGUGAAGACCCACACCGAGGGUGGCGGCGACUGCAGCGAGAGUGAGUCCGAAAACGCCUCCAGGGAGGGUAGCAUGCCGCGGGAUGGUCUGUCCCCUCACGAUCCUCACGGACAUGUGAUGGCUGUGACUACAUCACACCCUUCAGAUGUGAAGCCCUUAUGA
Molecule: messenger RNA, 921 nt
Organism: Candidula unifasciata
Lineage: Eukaryota; Metazoa; Mollusca; Gastropoda; Stylommatophora; Geomitridae
Source: the annotation of a GenBank genome assembly